AUGGCUCAAUCCUGCCUGAAAAUCGUUCGGAUCAACAAUCUCAGGAGUAGAGUGAACCGUCGGAUUUUGAUUCUCCGUCGAUUCACGCGGCUGCUUUGGAGUAGAAUCGUCGCUUGCACUCCCGGGAAAUCCAGGAGAUAUCUGUUGCUCUCUCGCGCCCUUCCGUCUCCGACUGUCUCUCGUCCCCAGCCUCCUCCUCCGGUCCCCGCCGUGGACGUCGUUGGCGGUGCUGGUGGUGAAUUAAUCGUACGCCACACACCGGUGUACGACCGCGAUAACAGCCACCGGAGAUCGGAUUCCGAUCUGGUUUCCCUGAAGAUCAGCCUCUUAGGAGAUCCCGAAAUCGGAAAAACUAGCUUCCUGACGAAAUAUGUUGGGGAAGAGAAAGAAGUAGAAAUGAUAGAAUUGGAGAAAGGAAUCAAUUGUACGGAUAAGACAUUAUCCAUGGGAGGAGCUCGAAUUUCCUAUAGCAUCUGGGAAUUAGAAGGAGAUGAGAAAUCAAGGGAUCAAAUCCCUUUGGCCUGCAAAGACUCUGUAGCCAUUCUCUUCAUGUUCGAUCUAACCAGUCGUUGCACACUUAACAGUGUGAUUAGCUGGUAUCAACAAGCUAGAAAGUCUAAUCAGACGGCGAUUCCAGUUAUGGUAGGAACAAAGUUCGAUGAGUUUAUUCAGCUUCCUAUUGAUCUACAAUGGACAAUUGCUAGCCAGGCGAGAACAUAUGCGAAGGCUUUAAACGCGACGCUCUUCUUCUCAAGUGCUUCUUACAACAUCAAUGUAAAUAAGAUCUUCAAGUUUGUGACGGCGAAGCUAUUCGACUUACCAUGGACGGUGGAGAGAAAUCUCACCAUCGGAGAACCACUUAUCGACUUCUAG
Microthlaspi erraticum is the source of this 873-nucleotide messenger RNA. NCBI's taxonomy places the organism in Eukaryota, Viridiplantae, Streptophyta, Magnoliopsida, Brassicales, Brassicaceae. The record is from the annotation of a GenBank genome assembly.